Meriones unguiculatus (Mongolian gerbil) is the source of this 1497-nucleotide messenger RNA. RefSeq names its product four and a half LIM domains 2 (gene Fhl2). Bases 226 to 1065 code for a protein of 279 amino acids. The transcript has 6 exons. Gene Ontology annotation, molecular function: transcription factor binding; transcription coregulator activity. Gene Ontology annotation, cellular component: nucleus; Z disc. The record is from RefSeq and is a predicted model, not a curated record. Lineage: Eukaryota; Metazoa; Chordata; Mammalia; Rodentia; Muridae. Gene Ontology annotation, biological process: negative regulation of transcription by RNA polymerase II; negative regulation of calcineurin-NFAT signaling cascade.
CCGCCACUAUCGCUCCACAGUCCACCGGGUCCCCUAGACCCCGACCCCACCGUGCGUGAGCACUCCUGCCGGCGCCCAGGCCACGGCCGGGCCGGGCACACGGGGAUCGCCACCUAGGACGCGUGGAGAGACACCAGGGGCCAGCGCAAGCGACUGCGGGGCGGAGAGACUCGGAGCCCGGAGCGCAGCUGUGCAGACCGCAUCACGGCAAAGUCAAGUGUCAACAUGACCGAACGCUUUGACUGCCACCAUUGCAGUGAGUCUUUGUAUGGCAAGAAGUACAUUCUGAAGGAGGAGAACCCGCACUGCGUGGCCUGCUUUGAGGAGCUCUAUGCCAACACAUGUGAGGAGUGUGGCACACCCAUUGGCUGUGACUGCAAGGACUUGUCCUACAAGGACCGGCACUGGCACGAAGGCUGUUUCCACUGCUCCCGCUGUGGGAGCUCAUUGGUGGACAAGCCCUUUGCUGCCAAGGAGGAGCAGCUGCUGUGCACCGACUGCUAUUCCAAUGAAUACUCAUCCAAGUGCCAGGAAUGCAAGAAGACCAUCAUGCCAGGUACCCGCAAGAUGGAAUACAAGGGCAGCAGCUGGCAUGAGACCUGCUUCACCUGUCAUCGCUGCCAGCAGCCCAUCGGAACCAAGAGCUUCAUACCUAAGGAGAACCAGAACUUCUGCGUGCCCUGCUAUGAGAAGCAGUACGCCCUGCAGUGUGUGCAGUGCAAAAAGCCUAUCACCACAGGGGGUGUCACUUACCGGGAGCAGCCCUGGCACAAGGAGUGUUUCGUGUGCACAGCCUGCAAGAAGCAGCUGUCUGGGCAACGCUUCACGGCACGGGAUGACUUUCCCUACUGCCUGACCUGCUUCUGCGACUUGUAUGCCAAGAAAUGUGCUGGGUGCACCAACCCCAUCAGCGGUCUUGGUGGCACAAAGUACAUCUCUUUUGAGGAACGUCAGUGGCACAACGACUGCUUUAACUGUAAGAAGUGCUCCCUGUCCCUGGUGGGGCGAGGCUUCCUCACUGAGAGGGAUGACAUCCUCUGUCCCGACUGCGGAAAGGACAUCUGAAGGCAGCACGGAAGCCGCAGCCUGUGGUACAGAUUCAGCGUUUUCUUUCUGAGCCAGGAAAGCUAUGUUCUGAUUCCCACCAGCCACCACAAGGCCUCCUCUCGCUGCUCUGGCUUCAUGUUUCCUGAAACCCUUUAGUUCUCUGAACCACUUCAGUCCCAGGGGCUUGAAAACCCGUCUGUAAAUCCUGGAUGGGAAGAUGGCUUGGAGUUUUAUAGAAAUUCAAGGCAGAUUAAAUGAAAAAGUCCUGAGUGUCUCUAUAAUGCAUCCUUCUUUCACGGCCUAUUUAAAGUGCAAUUAACAUUUGUUAUGAACUUGAAUUGUGUUUCAAGGGAAAGCUGGGAUUUGCAGCAUUGUAACUUCCUUUUUGUGUAAAACCUAGAAUAAGAUUUAUGUGACUUACAAUAAAGUUAUUCAGAAUAAAAAGCACAA